This is a messenger RNA of Protopterus annectens (West African lungfish), 8105 nucleotides long. RefSeq names its product sodium channel protein type 4 subunit alpha-like. Gene Ontology annotation, molecular function: voltage-gated sodium channel activity. Gene Ontology annotation, cellular component: voltage-gated sodium channel complex; axon; plasma membrane. The transcript is spliced from 27 exons. Gene Ontology annotation, biological process: neuronal action potential; membrane depolarization during action potential; sodium ion transmembrane transport. Bases 309 to 5873 code for a protein of 1854 amino acids. NCBI's taxonomy places the organism in Eukaryota, Metazoa, Chordata, Ceratodontiformes, Protopteridae. The record is from RefSeq and is a predicted model, not a curated record.
UCAAGUCAAGACAGUUGGACGUCAGCAACAGCAGCAACAGCUGUCCUGGGAACUGGCUCAGUAACCCUGACUCUUCACAGCCCAGAAAAGCAAGGAAAGUGCUGGCUUCACACUUUAAACUAACAGACAGAAGCAAACGGCUUCUGCUUGGACUUUAAAGGCAUUUCCCAUUAAACGGUGUGCUGACCCUUCAUCAGUGCAAACAGAAGCAAUCAACAGUGACUGACAAAUGAUCAAAACCAUCUAAUCCAAAAAGUAUCCUUGACAAGAGAAACAAAGUGUUAAUCCCUUGAGAGCAGAAUGAAAACAUGGCACCCAAGGCACUGCACUGCAAUCCAGACUUAUUUCAUCCCUUCACAAGAGAGUCCCUUGCAGAAAUUGAAAAGCGCAUUGCAAAGGAAAAGGCAGCCAAAGCUAAAAGCAAAUAUGUAGAAAGUGAGGAGGUGGAAAGGAAACCUAAUGCUCAUCUCGAGGCAGGAAAACCAUUGCCGUUUAUUUAUGGAGACCCGCCACCUGAAUUUAUUGGUGUGCCACUGGAGGACUUAGAUCCAUUUUAUAAAAACAAGAAAACAUACAUAGUCUUAAACAAAGGGAAGACAAUUUUUCGAUUCACAGCAACAUCAGCUCUCUAUAUAAUAAGUCCGUUUAAUCCAAUUCGACGGGGAGCCAUGAAAGUACUCAUUCAUGCAUUAUUUAGCUUUUUCAUCAUGGUGACCAUUCUUACAAAUUGUGUAUUUAUGACGAUGAGUGAUCCCCCGCCUUGGUCAAAAAAUGUUGAGUACACAUUCACUGGUAUCUACACAUUUGAGUCAUUAGUAAAGAUUCUGGCUAGAGGAUUUGUUAUUGAUGAUUUUACAUUCCUACGAGACCCAUGGAACUGGCUGGACUUCAGUGUCAUUGUUAUGGCAUAUGUUACAGAGUUCGUAGAUUUGGGUAACGUUUCUGCACUUAGGACAUUUCGAGUUCUCAGAGCACUCAAGACUAUUACUGUUAUACCAGGACUGAAAACAAUCGUUGGUGCCCUGAUCCAGUCUGUGAAAAAACUUGGAGAUGUGAUGAUCCUGACCGUAUUCUGUUUGGCUGUCUUUGCACUAAUUGGACUCCAACUCUUCAUGGGUAACUUACGACAUAAAUGCGUUAAAUGGCCCCCAGUUUUUGAUGACACACUAAUGAAUGAAACACUGGGACCAUUUAAUGAUACAUGGAGCAGCAAUACAACUCUGUUUGAUACAUUUGGAAAUACAACACUCUCUAACACAACUGAUUUUGGCAAUGCAACCUUUGACUGGGAUGCUUACAUACACAAUACAGAAAACUUCUACUUUUUGGAAGGAGCAUUAGAUGCGCUACUAUGUGGGAACAGCUCAGAUGCUGGGAGGUGCCCAGAAGGUUAUGUAUGCAUGAAAGCAGGACGGAAUCCCAAUUAUGGUUAUACUAGUUUUGACAGCUUCAGUUGGGCUUUCUUGGCUCUCUUUCGCCUCAUGACCCAAGACUUUUGGGAGAAUUUGUUCCAGUUGACACUCCGAGCUGCUGGAAAGACCUACAUGAUAUUCUUUGUGGUGAUCAUUUUCCUUGGCUCUUUUUACCUGAUUAACUUGAUCCUCGCUGUGGUUGCCAUGGCAUAUGCAGAGCAGAACGAGGCCACCCAACUGGAAGCCAAACAGAAGGAGGAAGAAUUCCAACAGCAACUGGAGCAGCUGAAGAAACAGCAAGAGGCACAUAACCUCGCUACACGCAGCAGUAAAGGUUCUCUGUCUAGUGGUGAUGCUUCUAAACGGCAAAGUAUGGUAUACGAUGCUCAGCUGGAUGGGUCACCUGGUACAGGGGAUGAUGCUGGAAAGCCGGGGAACUGCAAUGGGAAAGGCCCUCCCAUGGUUGUCAUUGACAGGUUCUCAAUGGAGAAUGAGUCAGAAAGCACAGACCAUGGACUGGAGAAGGGGAGCCAAGAACUUCCGUCACUAGAUUACUUGAAGGAACCAGCUCUUGAGAAGGCUGCAAGUAUGCACACUGUUCUAACCACAGUAGAAGAGUUAGAAGAAGCCCAACAGAAAUGCCCCCCAUGGUGGUACAAAUUUGCCAACAAAUUUCUUAUCUGGGACUGCUGUGAACUGUGGGUGAAAUUUAAAGAGAAAGUAAAGUUUGUGGUGAUGGAUCCAUUUGUUGACCUGGGGAUUACAAUCUGUAUUGUGUUAAAUACUCUCUUUAUGGCAAUGGAACAUUAUCCCAUGACACACGAGUUUGAAAACGUUCUCUCUGUGGGAAACCUGGUCUUCACAGGAAUCUUCACAGCUGAGAUGGUCUUUAAAAUCAUUGCCUUGGACCCAUAUUACUACUUCCAAGUAGGCUGGAACAUUUUUGACAGCAUCAUCGUCACCCUUAGCCUUGUGGAACUGGGGCUGGCCAAUGUUCAAGGUCUCUCUGUUCUUCGAUCAUUCCGAUUGCUGAGGGUGUUCAAACUGGCAAAAUCCUGGCCAACACUUAACAUGCUGAUCAAAAUCAUCGGCAAUUCUGUGGGAGCGCUAGGAAACCUCACUCUUGUCCUUGCUAUCGUUGUUUUCAUCUUUGCUGUGGUGGGGAUGCAGCUGUUUGGAAAAAUGUACAAGGACUGUGUAUGUAAAAUUUCUUCUGACUGCAUACUACCACGCUGGCACAUGACCGACUUCUUUCAUGCCUUUCUGAUUGUGUUCCGGAUUUUGUGUGGAGAAUGGAUUGAGACAAUGUGGGACUGCAUGGAGGUGGCAGGCCAGCCUCUCUGCCUGAUUGUCUUCAUGAUGGUAAUGGUAAUCGGGAACCUUGUGGUGUUGAACCUCUUCCUUGCUUUGUUGCUCAGCUCCUUCAGUGCAGAUAAUCUGUCUGCAUCUGAUGAAGAUGGAGAGAUGAACAAUCUACAGAUAGCAAUAAACAGGAUUACCAGAGCAAUAAACUUCAUAAAGCAAAUGAUAACGAAACUAUUCUGUCGGAAAAAAGCAGACAAAAGUGAUGAUUUUGACGACUUCAGAAAGGACAACUACGAUCUAAAUCAUAUGGUCAUCCUGCAGGACUCAAAGUCUGAUCUAAAAAUGUUGGAUGGAAUAACAGCAAAAGAGCAGCUAUUUGUUGAUGAAAUGGACCAAAUGAACUGUAUAACAGACCGUAACUUAACAGUCCGGGUACCCAUUGCAGUUUUGGAAUCUGAUUUGGAAAACCCUGAUGAGGAGAGCUCUGACACAGACAUAGAUGAACCAGAAAAGAAAACCGAUUAUCCAAAGCCCUUACCUAGGAUUAAGGCAAGAGCAGAUGACAAGGAAUCAUCUAUAGGCAGCACUGCAGACUACAGGCCGUCAGAGCAAGAGAUGGAGGUCAUUGCUGAAGAAGAUCCUGAGAAAGACCAGCCAGAAGAAUGCUUCACUGAAGCUUGUGUGAGGCGCUGCCCCUGCUUGACUGUUGAUAUUACACAAGGCAAAGGAAAAACAUGGUGGAACAUUCGUAAAACCUGCUUUAUAAUUGUGGAACAUAACAUUUUUGAAACCUUCAUCAUCUUUAUGAUCCUGCUGAGCAGUGGAGCCUUGGCAUUUGAAGACAUCUACAUUGAACAGAGGGCAGUUAUCAGGACAAUUCUAGAAUAUGCUGACAAAGUGUUUACCUACGUAUUUGUUCUGGAAAUGCUUCUGAAAUGGACUGCAUAUGGAUUCAAGGUUUACUUUACUAAUGCUUGGUGCUGGCUGGAUUUCCUGAUUGUUGAUGUAUCUCUUAUCAGUUUAACAGCAAAUUGGAUGGGCUACUCAGAACUCGGAGCCAUUAAAUCUCUACGGACACUUAGGGCUUUGCGACCUUUAAGAGCUCUGUCUCGGUUUGAAGGCAUGAGGGUGGUGGUCAAUGCUCUUUUGGGUGCCAUCCCUUCAAUUAUGAAUGUAUUGCUUGUCUGUCUCAUCUUUUGGCUCAUAUUUAGUAUUAUGGGGGUCAACCUAUUUGCUGGAAAAUUCUACAGAUGUAUCAACACCACCACCUCAGAGGUCAUUGACAUCGAAAUAGUGAACAACAAAACAGAGUGCAUGAAUCUCAUGUACACAGGAGAAGCCCGCUGGGUGAAUGUGAAAGUAAACUUUGACAACGUUGGUUUAGGAUACCUUUCCUUGCUACAAGUGGCUACAUUCAAAGGCUGGAUGGAUAUCAUGUAUGCAGCAGUGGAUUCUCGUGAGAUUGAAGAUCAGCCUUCGUAUGAAAUUAACCUCUACAUGUACCUCUACUUCGUCAUCUUCAUCAUCUUUGGGGCCUUCUUCACUUUGAACCUCUUUAUUGGUGUUAUUAUUGAUAACUUCAACCAGCAAAAGAAAAAGAUAAGAGGAAAGGACAUCUUCAUGACAGAAGAACAAAAGAAAUAUUACAAUGCCAUGAAGAAGUUGGGCUCCAAGAAGCCACAAAAGCCAAUCCCCAGGCCUCAGAACAAAGUCCAAGGGAUGGUGUUUGAUUUUGUGACAAGACAAGUCUUUGACAUUUUAAUCAUGGUGCUCAUCUGCCUUAACAUGGUAACCAUGAUGGUGGAAACAGAUGACCAAAGUGCUGAGAAAGAAGAAAUCCUGUACUGGGUUAACAUAGUCUUCAUCGUUAUCUUCACGGGAGAGUGUGUCCUAAAAAUAUUUGCAUUGAGACAUUACUACUUUACUAUUGGAUGGAACAUCUUUGAUUUUGUGGUUGUUAUACUUUCAGUUGUUGGGAUUUUGCUGGCAGAUAUCAUUGAAAAAUAUUUUGUUUCACCAACCCUGUUUAGGGUGAUCCGGUUAGCAAGGAUUGGCAGGGUUCUCCGUCUUAUCCGUGGAGCAAAAGGAAUACGAACUCUACUUUUUGCACUGAUGAUGUCCUUACCAGCUUUGUUCAACAUUGGUCUUCUGUUAUUCCUUGUUAUGUUCAUUUACUCUAUAUUUGGAAUGUCCAAUUUUGCCUAUGUAAAGAAGGAGUCAGGAAUUGAUGACAUAUUUAACUUUGAAACAUUUGGGAAUAGCAUUAUCUGUUUAUUUCAAAUCACCACAUCUGCAGGAUGGGAUGGUCUUCUUAACCCCAUUUUAAACAGUGGUCCUCCAGACUGUGAUCCAGAAGCUGAAAAUCCUGGUAGCAGUGUGAAAGGAGACUGCGGUAAUCCAUCAGUUGGCAUCUGCUUCUUCUGCAGUUAUAUAAUUAUUUCAUUUUUGAUUGUUGUCAACAUGUACAUUGCCAUAAUUCUAGAGAACUUUAAUGUGGCUACAGAAGAGAGUAGUGAGCCUCUUUGUGAGGAUGACUUUGAGAUGUUUUAUGAAACAUGGGAAAAGUAUGAUCCAGAUGCUACCCAGUUUAUUGAGUAUAUUAGACUCUCAGAUUUUGUGGACACUUUGCAAGAACCUCUAAAGAUAGCUAAGCCUAACAGAAUCAAAUUAGUCACAAUGGACUUGCCUUUGGUAGUUGGUGAUAAAAUUCACUGCCUCGAUAUCUUAUUUGCUUUAACUAAAGAGGUUCUUGGGGAUUCUGGUGAGAUGGAUGCACUGAAAGAAAGCAUGGAGGCAAAAUUUAUGGAAGCCAAUCCAUCCAAAGUAUCAUAUCAGCCUAUCACGACCACAUUAAGAAGAAAGCAAGAAGAGGUGUGUGCUGCAAUUAUCCAGAGGGCUUACAGACGGCACUUGUUGAAGCGCUCUGUCAAGCAAGCUUCCUACAUGUACCGGCAUAACAAAGAUGAGGAUGACUGCAAUGAGGAAGCCCCUGAAAAGGAAGGUCUUAUUGCUGUUAAAAUGAAUGAAAAUUAUAGAAAGUCUGGUUUGGAUUCCGAAAAUGUUCCAGCCUUGGACUCAAAAAGUGCAGUGUCUCCUUCUCCAGAUAAAGAGAAAGAUCCAGAUGCUAAACGCAAAUUUCGGGAGUCAGUUGUAUAAUAUUUUUUUAAAUAAACUUCCAUUCACUGUAGCUGCUAGCAGACUAUAGCAUUUUGUGUUACUAAGAGGUAAGGGAACUAGAAAAUCCCACAGUAGAAGAUCUUGCAACUUCCCAUCUAAGUAACCCUGGGUGCUCUUGAAACAGCAGUAGAACUGGAAAACCUUGGUAAUAACUGUGAUGGGUGACACAUGUAGGGAUAGGCUGUUCUGUAACUGCAUAAAGCAAGUUCUGUAACUGCAUAAAAAAGUUUCCAUAUCUUUUGCAACCUUUCUUACAGAAUUAAUAAAUUAUUCAGUAUUUUAAUAGUACCUCAUAAGUAUACAAAAGUGUUUCAGGUAUUGAUAUCUUCCAAAGUACUGCUCACAGUCAGUUUCACUUUUUGCUUCCAAACUGCCAAUGGUGGUCUGCAGUAAUAAGGUAUCUGCGUGUGUAUUACUCUAUUUGACUAACAUGAACCCACUUCUCAAAUUUAUUUAAGGGAAGAAAAGGACAACAACAAAAGCAACUGCCAAAAGCGUAUGUCUUAUCGGGCAAAAUGAAUUGAAAAAGUCUUAAAUUAGAUGACUUUUGACUGUCUGGGGUAUUAAAAGUGCAUUGAAUAUUGUUCACUGUAUUUUUUACAUGCAAUAAUAAUGUCUUAAAGGCAAUCAUCUGUAACCAGGAUUUAAAAAUAUAUCUACCUUCUCAAAAGACUAAAGACUUUUCUUUUCUUUUUACACAGCAGCUAGUUUAGGUAGUGUGCCCAGUUCAUAAAUCAAAUUAAACUAGCAUUUUUGUUUUUUCAUCUACACAGACCUACUCACAUAUAAAGGGUGACAGCUCAUCGAAGUAAUCUGAUUUCUUAAAGAAAUGUUUCAAAUAAGGAAGAAAUUGAAACUUUUACUCAAUUAGUCUUCACUGCUGCUGCCAACAUAUUCAGUACAUUCAGUUUGUUGCUAUAGAACACGGACCUGGGAAGACCUACUGAUGUUCCCAGACCAAAACUAGGUAUGCAAUUAAUACUACAGUGGCCUACUUGUACUGACGUUGUCAGCUUAUGAAUGGGUUUUGAGCUAAUAAUCAUAUUGGCCUGCACUCUUUGUCUUACUCCACUAAGGGACAGGAAUAUUGUAGGCUUUGGCGUGCAGAAUGAUUUUGUUGUGAUGACACUUGCAAGAGUAAUGUCAUGAAGUCUUAUGCCCUCUGAUCAACCACAACAUGGCGUACUACAGCUCAGAAGCACCUGCGAGUUUGUAAACAGUCUGAUGUGGGCUAUGGAAUAAUAAUCUGUAAUGUCUCCUGUAUCACUAUCUCAUGGUAGUGAGCAAUGGAGUUUGCGGCUUUCUAAAUAUUUAAUUCUGCAGACUGUCAAAGAGGAAUUUCUCUAUAAUGGUAUGCUAAUGCAGCCAUGAUAGGGUAGUCUUUUGCAGGACACACAUACUUACACGUUACUGGAAAACUAAAGCAAUUUAGAGGAUCAGUAAUUUACAUUUUGGCUAGUCUUAGGGACAACAAAGGAAAUAAGAGAUACCAGCAAAUAUCAGGUAGACACAAGGAAGAUAUGCAGUUUCUUCACAGAAAGCACCCCAGCUGAAUACUAGAAUACAACACCAAGCUGUGAGCCAGCAUUACUGACCACUGCACCACUCUGCUGUCUCUCCUUACACUUAUACUCAAGAAAUAUAAUGCAGGAAUUGGUAAGGGAUUAUGCAUAUUAGUAACAGGUAAGAUACAGUGAGGUCUGGGCUACUGGGACAUCCACCCACAACCUAUGUGUAUUGUCAUGAGGCAUACUGAGAGACUCAGCAACAUAAGAAGUCAUGAAAUGUCAGUCAUGUUUUAUAACCCACACCAUGGAAUACCAAAUCAAUUAUAAUACACUUGUACUGAAAACCUGCUAACUACUUAUUUGAUAUUCAGUGUCUUCAAGAUGUGACCUCUUGUAGGAUCUAGCAAGUAUAUGAGAUGUAUUUUGGUCUUUCCAAUUACAGGACUUCAAAAACCCUGUUUUACAGUUUUAUAUAUACAUAUAAGUAUGAAUACAUAUAAAUAUUCAAAUUUAUAAGAACAAAUUUAUAAAUUAUAACAUAAUACAAAAAGGUGAUGCUGAAUUAAAAUAGGGCUGGAAGUCUGAAAUAACCACUGGAAGUCUGAAAGAAGUAAAUGAUUAAAGCAAACCCCUGAAACAUUUUGUAGCUCUAAAGCCAGGGGGGACACUGGUUACAAAACUGCAUGAAAGCUGGAUUAACACA